Esox lucius (northern pike) is the source of this 2035-nucleotide messenger RNA. RefSeq names its product beta-carotene 15, 15-dioxygenase 2, like (gene bco2l). Gene Ontology annotation, molecular function: carotenoid dioxygenase activity; beta-carotene 15,15'-dioxygenase activity. The record is from RefSeq and is a predicted model, not a curated record. Gene Ontology annotation, biological process: retinal metabolic process; carotene catabolic process. The coding region runs from base 115 to 1764 and encodes 549 amino acids. The transcript is spliced from 13 exons. NCBI's taxonomy places the organism in Eukaryota, Metazoa, Chordata, Actinopteri, Esociformes, Esocidae. Gene Ontology annotation, cellular component: mitochondrion.
AUCUCAUGUCAUUUCUAUGUAAGUAGAAGCAGACAGAACAACAGAUUUUCUUUGUGGCCUACCCAUCGUCUAUGAAACCAAGUGCAAAUCCAAGAGAAACACUUCACCCCAGCAAUGAGCAGCACCUUCAGCAGAGACACUGCAUCCAACAAGUGCCCCUUGGCCAUGGGGCUGGAGACUAUUGCCCCCCUGGUGCAGUCUGUUGAGGAGACCCCAGAACCCAUCACCACGGUGACCAUUGGGAAAAUCCCAUGCUGGAUCCAUGGAAGCUUCUUGCGGAAUGGGCCUGGAAAGUUUGAGUUUGGCAAAGACAACUUCAACCACUGGUUCGAUGGCAUGGCCUUGAUGCACCGCUUUUACAUCCGUGACGGCGAGGUGACCUACAGCAGCCGCUUCCUGCGCAGUGACUCCUACGUGACCAAUUUACAGAAAAACCGCAUCGUGGUGUCUGAGUUUGGAACCAUUGCCAUGCCUGACCCCUGCAAGAACCUCUUUGCUCGAUUCUUUUCCCGCUUCAAGGUUCCACAAGCCACAGACAAUGCCAGUGUGAACUUUGUGAAGUACAAGGGAGACUAUUACGUUAGUACUGAGACCAACUACAUGCGGCGGGUGGAUCCACAGAGUCUAGAGACCAAGGAGAAGGUGGACUGGACUCAAUACAUAGCAGUAAACUCAGCCACAGCCCAUCCUCAUUAUGACCGGGAAGGGGCCUCAUACAAUAUGGGCAACUCCUAUGGAAGGCAGGGCUUUUUCUACAACAUUAUCCGUGUGCCUCCGCCUGAUAAGGGAGAACGGGAGGACAAGGCUGAUUUGAGUGGAGCUCAGGUCCUCUGUUCCAUCCCAGCCUCUGACUCCAGGAAACCAUCCUAUUUUCACAGCUUUGCCAUGUCAGAGAACUAUGUGGUGUUCAUAGAGCAGCCAAUAAAGCUGGACCUGCUCAAGUUUAUGAUGUUCAGGAUCCAAGGCAAGAGCUUCCACAAGGUCAUGACCUGGGAACCACAGUACGACACCAUCUUCCAUGUGGUGGAUAGACACACAGGCGAGCAAAGUAAGGUGAAGUACCGCACCCCAGCCAUGUUCACACUUCACCAGAUAAACUCCUAUGAGGACAGAGGGUUCCUUGUCAUGGAUAUGUGCUGUGGGGACAAUGGGGAAGUCAUUGGUGACUUCACACUAGAGAACCUCCGCAGGGCUCCAGGAGAGGAGAUGGACAAGUUUUAUAACUCCAUGUGCAGAAACCUUCCGCGGAGAUAUGUACUACCUCUGACAGUGACUGAUGACACACCCAGUAACCAAAACCUUGUUACCAUGCCUUUCUGUCAAGCAACUGCGGUCAAGACUGGGCGUGGAGAGGUUCUCUGUGUACACGAGGAGCUCUACGACAAAGAGCUACUCCAGUUUGGUGGUCUGGAGUUCCCACAAAUCAACUAUGCCCACUACAAUGCACUUAAGUACCGCUACUUUUAUGCAUGUGGCUUUGGACAUUUGUUCAGUGACUCCCUGCUGAAGAUGGACCUAGAGACCAAGAAACUUAAGGCAUGGCGUCAGCCUGGUCUGUUUCCUUCUGAACCAGUGUUUGUUCCUGCACCGAAUGCAACAGAGGAGGAUGAUGGUGUGGUCAUGUCUGUCAUUAUCACACCCAGAAUGGAGAAAAGCACUUUCUUGCUAGUUCUGGAUGCAAAGACCUUCACAGAGCUUGGCCGGGCUGAGGUUCCAGUCAACAUUCCAUUUGGAACUCAUGGAGUGUUCAAUGAAAUGGGCUGAAAAUGCUAAUGUCACAAUCUGCUUUCUGCUUAUGAAAUUGCUACUGUACAUCCAUGAAUUGCUCUUCUGAUGGUAGUCAGAUAACAUCUCUAACUAGUGCAGUACUCUUGGAUCCUUUCCAGUAGAGCCAUGUCCCUUUUUUUUCUUAGGGCUGAGACUCGUGCGGAUUCUUCUUUCAUUUUUUUGCUUCCUAUUUAGCGACUGGGCUGGAUUUCUAUAAUCAUCAUAAUCAUAAUAAUAAUAGUAACAAUUGAUUAAAGAAUACAUUGUA